AUGGGCUGCUGUGGGACUCGUACUGAAUAUGAAGGUGACGUUAAUAAACUUGACUUUUUCAUAGCAAAUGACUAUAAAGAAUUAGACGGCAAAGAAGCAGGAGAAGGCAUUAAAAGAACCCCAGCUUGGCAAGCUACUAUUACAGGUGAAGAACUGAGGCGAAAACGAGAAGAGUUUUGGUGUGUACAAAAAACAGGUCACAGACAUAUAUGACUGUACAUCAGACAAGCUGCUGAAGCAGAUGCAGAAACUGCGAAAGCAAUUCUAGAAAUGGCUGAAAUCAAGGUCGAAAAAGAUACCAUGUCUGUAUGCGUUGACGCUGAAGGAAAUCGGUAUAAUGUCCCUCCAUUUAUGAUUAAUGACCCUAUCUUUCCACCUGGAGGAUUUAUAUGCUUUUUUAUUAAAAAUUAAAAAAUAAUAAAAUAGAUUUACCAAAAAUCAGCAUAAAUUUGUUUAGAAUAUCAAAAAAGAUCAUCAAGCAAGAAAUUAUAAAAUUAAAAGGAAGGAUCUCUUCAAGUCCCAAUGAUAUUGAAGUAGAAGUUGACAAUACAAAAACUGGUAGAGACCUAAAGCAAAUUAUUUUAGAAAAGAAUGGGAUUCAAACUGAUAAAAUGAGACUUUUUUUCGGUGGAAAAGAAAUAAGAGAAAAUGACAGUUUAAUUAGCUGCAAUAUUGAGGAUGGGAUGGUUUUCCAAGUUUACUAUAGACCAAAGCCAAGAACGAUGGAGUAA
Blepharisma stoltei is the source of this 731-nucleotide messenger RNA. Lineage: Eukaryota; Ciliophora; Heterotrichea; Heterotrichida; Blepharismidae. The record is from the annotation of a GenBank genome assembly.